This is a messenger RNA of Aspergillus puulaauensis, 1638 nucleotides long. RefSeq lists its product as uncharacterized. The transcript has 5 exons. Gene Ontology annotation, molecular function: transmembrane transporter activity. The coding region runs from base 1 to 1638 and encodes 545 amino acids. The record is from RefSeq and is a predicted model, not a curated record. Lineage: Eukaryota; Fungi; Ascomycota; Eurotiomycetes; Eurotiales; Aspergillaceae. Gene Ontology annotation, biological process: transmembrane transport.
AUGUCGGGGCCAAAUGGGGACAAAGCAGUGAUUGAGUUCGCAGAGAAUGUGGAAUUCGGCAAACCAUCGGUGGACUACGGCCAUGGCCAUAUCCUGGUGGAUAAUUAUGGCCAGGUGCAGCGGCUGCCGGUGCCCAGCAAGGACCCCAAUGAUCCAUUGAAUUACACGAGAUGGGAGAAGAUUGGCAUUAUCGUGAGCUGUUGCUGGUUCUCGACAAUGUCUUUGUCGCUUGUUGGGGGCUUAGGAGCUAUCCUCGACGUAUUCUUCCAAAUGUACACGCGGGAAGGGCGCACUGCCAACGAGAUCGUGUGGCUGUCAACUUUCCCUUCCCUUUUCGUCGGCGUUGGCAACUUCCUCGUCCUCCCACUUGCCCUGUUAUACGGCCGUCGUUUCACUACAAUCGUUUCGACUGUCAUUCUUUUAGCAGCUACGAUCGGAUGCGCAGUCUGCAAUAAUUGGGAGCAACAUCUAGCUUUCCGGAUUGUGCAAGGCCUUUCAGCUGGCGUGACCGAGUCGGUCCUACCUCUUAUCCUUGCAGAGGUGACGUUUGUUCAUCAGCAUGGAAUGGUGUACGGUAUAUACUGGGCAGCACAGAGUGUCAUCACCGCAUGUCUCAAUCUCGCUGCUUCCUACGAAGUAGCAGCCCUUGGCUGGCGCUGGUACUACUGGGUAUUCGCGAUCACGGUUGCUGCUGGCUUGAUCCUAGCCAUUUUCUUCGGUUUUGAAACUAGCUACCAGCGCAGUUCUCAGUUUGUGAACGGCCGCUUGGUCAUCACCGACCAAUUCGGUGUGACUAGAAUGCUCACGGAAUACGAAACUCAGGAGUACCUAGAUACACACGGCCAUCCUGGUGACGAGCAUCAUAUACCAGAAGAACUGCGACCGAAGAAAACUUAUCUGCAGAUGUUAAUUCCAUGGUCUUCACCGAGAGAGAGUCCCUUGACCUUGGUCCCUAGAACCACUCUCCAGAUCUUCGAAGCAUUCAUGUCUCCUGGCAUCCUCUACGCCACACUCGUCGCCUCCGUCGUCCUCGGCUGCUCAAUAGGAAUGUCCCUAUCCUACAACACCGUCCUCCAGUACAACUACCACUGGGCUCCUAAGUCCAUCGGGCUAAUCAAUCUCGGCGGUGUCUUUGGCGGAUUCGGCGGCAUGCUCUACGCCGGCUUCUUCGGCGACAAAUUCAUCAUCUGGAUGGCGAAGCGUAAUGGCGGAGUCCACACACCAGAGCACCGCCUCCCACUCCUCAUAUUCCCCGGUAUCCUAGCCGUCGUCGCGCUCCUUAUCUAUGGCUUUACUGCCGGCGGCAGCGCGACCUGGGGUGGCCCUUACAUGGGCUGGACUCUGUUCCAAAUCUCAUUUGUCUCGGUGCUUAUCCUGUCGACAUCCUUUGCGGCUGAGGCGUGGGAGAAGAACCCCGGCCCGGCGAUUGUGGCUGUGGUUGGGGUCAAGAAUAUUGUCGCAUUUGGCUUGAGUUAUGGGAUUAAUCCGAUGACGGAGAAGUAUGAUUAUCCUGUUGCGAUGGGGAUUCUGGCCGCCAUUUGCGGGGGUGUGUUUUUAUUCGGCAUCCCUGUCUACUUUUUAAAUCCGAAGUGGCGGAGGCGGAUGGAUAUGAAGGAGCGUAGAAGCGCCAUGCACUGA